AUGCCGAAAGAAGGGUAUCGAAACUCAGAAGGGAAACCUAGCAAAGACACAGAUAACGCCUCUAUAACGGAAGCGCAUAUUUCCAAAUACUUAGAAGAGCACUAUGGUCUAACCCCACCCACUGCUAAUUUUACUAUGCAAUCUCCCUUCACCCAAGGUCUCCUACACAAGUCAAUGUCGAUAAACUAUAAGCAACCUAAGUUUCAGCUGUUUGACCAGUCUGGGAAUGCGACAGAGCAUGUCUUUCGCUUUCUCAUGAGUUUGAAUGAACACGCCACAAAUGACUCUAUUUGUCUAAAGGAAUUCGGAAAGUCACUCACUGGAGCGGCUUUCACAUUGUUUGUAGGAUUAGAAGAAAACAACAUUUCAUCUUGGAAUGAGAUGCGAAAUCAAUUUAUGAAAAAGUUCUAUUACCGACAGAAGCAGCUUACCAUCUCAGAUAUUUGCAAUCACGAGUUCAAGCCCGGAGGAAAGUAUCUAGAUUUCGCCAAAAGCUUCCGAGGAGAGUGCUUACGCAGUAGUGUGAAGAUCCCCGAGAGGGAGUUGGUCAAGAUAGGUAUCAGUCGAUUACCAGCUGAACUCAGUUUUAUCCUGGCGGCUGUCAGGUUAGAGACCUUUGUAGACUUUGAAGAUGCAUGUUCUCGAGCAGACGACGCAGCAGAAUUCAAAGCGGCUGAAAUUAAACAAUGGGGACAUUCAGUGUCAUACGCCAAGGACGAAGGAACUAGCGGACAAGGGAAAAGACAAUCUAAUUUCAGAGACGGAAAGGGAUAUAAAAGGAAUACUGAGGCAAAUGAGGUGGUGGAGACUCCAGAUUUCCCAUGUCCAUUGGAGGUCGCCAUAGAACUUUUGGAGGAAUGGCGUAAAGAUGGAGACAAGACUCUCCCGUCUCCUACUAAAGAACCAACAGAACAAGACAAGCGACAUCCUAGGUACUGUCAUUUUCAUCAGAAAGUAGAGCAUGCAACAAAUAACUGCAGGACCUUCAAAUGGAAAAUCCAUAAUAGGCAUAGGAGUGGAGAAGUGGACUUUGGAACGGAGACACAUAUUCAGAAACACCCGCUACCCCGACAAGCCUGUAUGAUUACGUUUGCAGAACCUAAAGCGGCGUCAGAGGAAGUAUGUGUUGUGUCCGAGGAAGAUAACUAUGAGUACAUCGGGGCUACUGUCGCAAAAAAGCUACUUUUUGCAGCAUUCUUUGAUACACUAAACUUCACAGAGAAACAACGUCAAAUUGCUGCAAUAAUCUUGUCAAAAAUAGCGGCAAAUGACGAGGUAAGCCAAUACUUGGAUCGAAAGUACCCGUUACCUACUGAUAUCAUCACUUUCUCCGAGAAAGAUAGAAUAGCGGAUUGUGAUCAUACGAGGCCCCUUUACCUGACAGUAGGUAUCUGCAAGCAUAGGUUUAAGAGAGCUUUUAUAGACACAGGAGCAUUACUGAAUCUAAUCCCCUUACACAUUACUGAGAGUAUCGGAGUCAAAGAGGAAGAUAUCAACAAAUUUGCUACUGGAAUUCAAGGUUUUGGUGAAACAACACAACAAACAAUAGGGACCAUCAGGUUGAAAAUUCAAGUAGGACCUAUUCAAGCCAGUGAACCAUUCUACAUGAUGGACGUACACCCAGCAUACCAUCUGCUUUUGGGAAGGCCAUGGCUGCACAAGCACGGAAUUGUGCCCUCAACUUACCACCAGUGUAUCAAAUUUAUUUUGAAAGGGAAGCAGAAAAGAGUACCGGCCUCGACUGACCCUUUCGCAACCGAGGAGGCUCAUCUAACAGAGGCGGCAUUUUACAAUGGUCUAAGCGAACCAAGUGAGGUAGUCACACACAUCUACUCAGCCCCGAUACCUGACUGGAUAACCACGUAUGCAAACACAGCCGAUGACAAUCUUGUCAAACGAACACAGGUCCACAAAAAUGAACGCAUGCAGUUUCGGAAGACAACUCGCCCAGAUGGGGGGCAUGUCUACAAACGUUGA
This is a messenger RNA of Papaver somniferum (opium poppy), 1977 nucleotides long. RefSeq lists its product as uncharacterized. The transcript has a single exon. The coding region runs from base 1 to 1977 and encodes 658 amino acids. The record is from RefSeq and is a predicted model, not a curated record. NCBI's taxonomy places the organism in Eukaryota, Viridiplantae, Streptophyta, Magnoliopsida, Ranunculales, Papaveraceae.